GUUGUGCUGUUGCAGUAUACUCAAAAUGAAAAACAAUGUGAAAGUAUGUCCUCUGCCUUUCCUACGUCUUCAUUAGGUUUCAGGCAACGUCCGUGCGACGCCUCGAGGUUCGAUCGAGGACAAAUCGAGGAUGGCACUGCCGUAACGGCGGGAUCACCAGGUUGUACACUGGCAGGUUAUCUUCGGCGCACUUAUCGGCCUGGGUACCACAUGCCUCUGAUCCCACGAACGGAUGGUAUAUAUACCAUCGGUGCGGACGCAGUCAAUGUCCACACGGGUAUUUCGCUCGAGCUCGACCGGUGCACAGGUCUAGGAUGGCUCGCCUUGCGCUCGCUGCGGCCGUCGCUCUGGCAGGCAGCGCGCUCGCGGAUACAUGGUGUGGCAAGAACUAUGAACAGGGGACGCCCGUCGUCCCACCAGGCGGCCAGUUCCCGGUCCCUGCGACGUCCUCCUCGCCGCUGCUCGCGUUUCGCUGCGCCCCCGCAAUCAAGCCGUACGUCGCAUCCGACGCUAGCAGCCCCGCCGGCAUCCUCAUCGACACGUUCAUCACGAAUUUCGAGAUCGCAGGCGCGUCUGCGAUCAACCUGCCUUCGAACGGCCCCUUGGGCGAUGUGAUUAUCUCCGUGGAAGUCAAUGGACGUGUCGUGACCGGCGGCGCGGUCCCUCUGAACUCCAGCAAGGUCGAGCUGCCGUUCAGUCUCGCGGGGCUGACGCCGCAGAAGAGCGCGUACGACGUGAGCUGUAGGGCGACGUACGCGGGCGCGGGGGCCGUGCAGACGUUCGCGGCCUCUGGGAAUUUGAGUUACCUGCCGGAUCCGACAGACGGCGGGAGCGUGGUGAAGAUGGAUGCGAAGACGGGUGCGCUGCUCGCGAAGCCGACGAAUGACCAGGAGGGAGAGUACGAGACGGUGUUUCCGGUCGGGUUCUAUACAGCGUUUGGGGACUAUUUAGCGACGAAUCUGAGCACGAUUGAUGAGGCGAAGGCGAUGGGCAUCUCCAUUAUCCACCCUAUCCCAUCAUACGACAAUCUCACGCAGCUGCAAGAGGUAAUCACGCGAAUGGAGGAGGUCGGGAUGUACCUCAUGUAUGACAUGCGCUGGACCUACCAGAACGACACCUCUGUGGCGGAGCAGGUGAACAUGGUCAAGAACUCGCCUGCGCUCCUGCUCUGGUACACUGGCGACGAGCCUGAUGGCACGUCUGACCCACUGAACGCGACAGCGCAUGCGUAUGACUUGAUCUACGAGUUAGAUGGGUAUCAUCCGGUCUCGCUGUGCUUGAACUGCUUCGACUAUUACUGGACGGAGUAUACUUCGGGUACGGAUAUCGUCAUGCAGGAUACGUACAUGAUCUCGAACAACGUUACGUGGAGUGUCGAAUGGGACACAACCUGCAAUACGACGUAUGGCGAUUGUGGGUGCGAUGAUUGCCUUGGCAAUUUCGAGGAUAUCAGCACGCGCAUGGACACCUUUGCGUAUCGGCUUUGGGCAACAGGUUGGGACACGACGAAGAGCGUAUGGACGGUGCCACAGGGUUUCGGAGGGGGCGAGUACUGGCCACGACCGCCCACAGGUCCCGAAUUCGUCGUUCAGAGCGUGCUCGCGAUAAACCACGGCGGCAUGGGUGUGGUCUCAUGGGACGCGCCGACAACUGAUGACAUCUGGGACUAUGCCUCGAUACUCGCCCAGGCCUCACCCACACUCAAGGAGUACAUCGCGAAUGAUGCCGCGACCUUCGCGCACUACUUUUAUGACCAGAUUGACGUCGGCGCGUGGACGGUGGGCGGCAAGACACUCGUGCUCGCAACAAAUCUCAACUACGCAGAGGUGACGUUCAGUUUGGGCGGAGUACCUGGAUUGGCGGGUAGGCCAGUGACGCAGGUCUUGGACAGUGGAGCAGGCGUCAGUGGGAAUACUCUUACGUUCACGAGCGUGGGUAGUGGAGGAUGGAUCGUCGGAUGACGGUUUGUGGUUGAUAGUACCGCUACACACAUGCAGGAGGUCACUGAGAAACACUGACAAUAAGUGUAACUUGUGCAGAGGGCUUCGGAAUGGAAAUUCACAGAGC
This is a messenger RNA of Rhodofomes roseus, 2067 nucleotides long. RefSeq lists its product as uncharacterized. The record is from RefSeq and is a predicted model, not a curated record. The coding region runs from base 315 to 1961 and encodes 548 amino acids. The transcript has 8 exons. Lineage: Eukaryota; Fungi; Basidiomycota; Agaricomycetes; Polyporales; Fomitopsidaceae.